Messenger RNA from Mycetomoellerius zeteki, 1210 nucleotides. RefSeq names its product DDRGK domain containing 1 (gene Ddrgk1). Lineage: Eukaryota; Metazoa; Arthropoda; Insecta; Hymenoptera; Formicidae. Gene Ontology annotation, molecular function: ubiquitin-like protein ligase binding. Bases 110 to 976 code for a protein of 288 amino acids. The transcript is spliced from 2 exons. The record is from RefSeq and is a predicted model, not a curated record.
AGUCUUAUCCAGCCGUACCAAACCAGGAGAAGUCGGAUCGAUACAAGUCAACAUUUAUCAAAUUGGAGCAAGUUGGAGUCGAGGAUCCUCUUUUUGAGCCUCUUUGAGAAUGAAUGUCGAUCUGUUGAUAUAUAUCUCCGCAGCAAUCGUUAUACUAGCUAUUAUAUGUACCGCUCUUUUAGGUAAGCGGAAUGAACGAGCCAACGUUCAAAAUGCUGAUAUAGACCAACAUAGACCAUUGAGGCGAAGAGGCGCUGUAAGGCACAGACGUCGUAUGCAGGAAAAUGUUAAUCAUGCUGAUCAACAACCUGAGGAAAAUGACAGACCGAUCUAUCAAGAUAACGACGAGGAUGAAGAUCAUAAGAACGAAAAAAUAGGAACGAAAAAACGGGCAAAGUUAGCGGCUAAGGCAGAAAAGAAGAUUAAGAGAGAGGCGGCUGAACGAGAGAGAGAGGAUCAUAAAAAAAGAGAACAACUUUUACAAGAGGAAAGAGAUAAAGAGACUGAGAAAGAGCGCGUUGAGCAACUACUAGCAGAAGAAGCAGAAAAGAAAGCUAGAGAGGAAAAAGAAUGGCAAGAAUAUGAAAAAUAUUUGAAGAUGAAGGAAGCUUUUAGAGUGGAGGAAGAAGGUUUUGAAGAGGAAAACAGAGAAUGCAAGGAGAACUUGUUGCAAGAAUUUCUUGCGUAUAUUAAGCUCAAUAAAGUGCUGGUUUUAGAAGAUCUAGCUGCACAUUUUGGACUGAAAACAGCGAACGUAAUAGAAAGAAUUCAAGAAUUGCAAGCUAAUGGUAAUUUAACUGGUGUAAUUGAUGAUAGAGGAAAGUUUAUUUACAUAUCGGAAGAUGAACUUCAAGCUGUUGCCAAAUUUGUACGUCAACGUGGUCGAGUUAGUAUCACUGAAUUAGUUGAAAAUUCGAAUAAUCUAAUUAAGUUGACUCCUUCAAAAAAAACUGUAGCAUUUAUGCUAAAUGAAUAAAUCUUUUGCCAAGUUUAAUAAAGAAUAUAUAUUCUAUUAUUCAAAACAUCUAACUUUGACCGUGUUGGCGUUCUCUAUUGUAUUUGAUGUAUUCAUAUAUACGGUCGUUUCUUAAAUCUUAACCCUUACGAUACAAGGUACAAUUUGGUGCCUCAUUCAUUCAAACAUGGGUCACUAAAUCCGUCCGCUUUUUUCAUCUAUUCAGAAUGAUUCAAAAAAUCUCAAAAAAUUCAC